AUGUCGAAACAGACAGAGCUCCCUACUUUUACAGCCAGCGACUAUGUUAAGUUCUUCUCCGCUGGUGCGCUCGCCGCAACGGCGACGCAUGGAGGCGCCACGCCUAUUGACGUCGUCAAAACGCGCAUCCAGGUCGACGACUCCCUCAAGGGCUACAACAUGAUCCGUGCCGGCCGCAGCAUCGUCGCCAAGGAGGGUGCCUCCGCCUUGCUCACAGGGUUCGGCCCAACGGCCGUCGGAUACCUCGUCCAGGGAGGUAGCAAGUUCAUGGGCUACGAGUUCUUCAAGAAGAAAUACAUUGAGGCAGUCGGUGGCCCUGACAAGGCCGUCAGCAAGCGAACCGCCAUCUACCUCGGCGCGAGCGCCACAGCCGAGUUCUUUGCAGACAUUGCCCUGUCUCCAUUGGAGGCCACGAGAAUCCGACUGGUGUCGCAAAGAGGAUACGCCACUGGGCUCAUGUCGGGCUUCACACGCAUGGCCAGGGAAGAGGGCUUCAGGGGCUUCUACUCUGGCUUCGUGCCUCUGCUGUUUAAGCAAGUCCCCUACGCAGUCGGCCAAUUCUCUGUCCACGAGGCCGUUAACGAGGUCAUCUAUCGCGCCAUGGGCUCUGAGCGCAAGGCCAAGAUGACCCAGCUCGAGUCCACCGGCGUGGAGUUGACAUCUGGCAUCGUGGCCGGCGCGGCUGCCGCUGUCCUCUCCCAUCCUGCCGACACCUUGCUGUCGGCCAUGAACAAGGGCGCUGGCGACCCCGGCCAAGGCGCGACGAGCCGCAUGUUCCAGCUGGCCAAGGAGUUUGGCCCCAAGCGUCUGCUGCUCAGUGGGCUGGGACCCAGGGUGGUCAUGACCUGUGCGCUAGUGUCGGGACAGUUCGUGAUCUACGCGCAGUGCAAGGCCUUGACGGGGGCGCCACCCAGUAUAGAGAUUCACAAGGAGUCGAGCUGA
This is a messenger RNA of Emericellopsis cladophorae, 942 nucleotides long. RefSeq lists its product as uncharacterized. Gene Ontology annotation, molecular function: phosphate transmembrane transporter activity. The transcript is spliced from 2 exons. Bases 1 to 942 code for a protein of 313 amino acids. The record is from RefSeq and is a predicted model, not a curated record. Gene Ontology annotation, biological process: mitochondrial phosphate ion transmembrane transport. NCBI's taxonomy places the organism in Eukaryota, Fungi, Ascomycota, Sordariomycetes, Hypocreales, Bionectriaceae. Gene Ontology annotation, cellular component: mitochondrial inner membrane.